Messenger RNA from Dalotia coriaria, 4245 nucleotides. RefSeq names its product tetratricopeptide repeat protein 37. Gene Ontology annotation, molecular function: protein binding. The coding region runs from base 123 to 3863 and encodes 1246 amino acids. The transcript has 16 exons. The record is from RefSeq and is a predicted model, not a curated record. Gene Ontology annotation, cellular component: Ski complex. Lineage: Eukaryota; Metazoa; Arthropoda; Insecta; Coleoptera; Staphylinidae.
CAUAACCUUAAAUUUGUCACGACAGUGAUUGGAAUUACAUCGGCAUAUCAUAUGUUCAGUAUAAUUCUUAUAAUCAAAGAAUUUUUUUUAACUAUUAACUAUAUUAGUGUUUCUUAAUUAAAAUGAGUGCAAAGGUUGUGCUAAAGCAGGCCCGUGAGGCGAUAGAUUUGAAGAAUUAUGCGGAAGCUUUAAAUCUUAGCAAAAGUGUAUUAAAAGAAGAUAAAAAUAAUUAUGUAGCAUUAGUUUAUGCGGCAUUGGCCUCUCAGGAAGUUGGUGCAAAAGAAAAUGCAGAGCAUUAUUAUGAAAAGGCAACUACUUUGAUGCCUACAAAUAAUUUAGCUUGGCAAGGAUUAGUCAACUUUUAUGAUAAAUGUUUAGAGACUAAUGAUGAUGUUAAAAUAGUGAGAAAGCUGUUAAAGACCUAUGCUAAACAAAUAGAAAUUGAUAGUUCUGAUGAAAAAGUAUUAAAAAUAAUAUCAAAAAUUGAACGACCUCAACUAAUGAAUAUUUCUUUUAAUGGUGUAAUAAAUACUCUCAAUAAUUUGUUAGUUUUGGAAUCAUUGUCAGUUGGGAUGAAACAAACGAUUCUUGCAACCAUUUUAACACUUUUAAGUAAUAAUAAAGUUCCAGAAGUUUAUUACAACUUGCUUGAAACUUGUUAUACAGCAGCUAAUAAAGAAACAUUAACUGAAAAGGAACACUUAGCACAUUUAAAAGUUUUGUACGUGAAACAAAAUUUCCAGGUUUUGUUUGAUUCAUUAAAGAGUUUGCCCAUGGAAUAUUUGGGAAUUAUUGAUUGGGAGUGUGAAAUAUUCAUUAAAUUUUAUGUUUUACGCGACGACAACUACAAAAUUUUAUUGGAACAACUAAAACAAGUGAAUGAACAAUUAUUGACUUUGGAUACAAAAUAUACCCGACUUGCAAGAAUUAUAAUUGAUAUUUUAAAAGAACCUAGUGCGGAUCCUUUAGAAGUAAAAGAUGCAUUAGAAGAUGUUGUUAGAGAAAAUCCGACUUUCUUUUGUGCUUGGGUUAUUUUAUCAGAGUGUUAUUUGGAACUGCAGUUUGAGAAAGAAGCGAUACAUGCGAUUUACACAGCUGGGACCUUGUUAACACCGAAAACUAGUAGUAACUACCAUGAGAGGGUGGAUUUGUUGACUUGUUAUUGUUUCUGUAACAGUGGUAAAGAUGAAGAGUUGAAGAAAAGUGUCAAUAUUGGUGAAAAGAAUGUAAAUGAAUCAACUGCAGAUGAAAAGUUACUCAUUUCUCUACUGCGCGCACAUUUAAAUCUAAACAACGUCCAAAGCGCUAAACAAGUUUUAGAUAAGUUUGAUAAAUCGUUCAAAACUCACCAUCUUAUGAAAGCACUGGUUUACAAACACGAAGGGGAGUCAUUUGCUGCUAUACAAGAAUUGGAACAAAACGUUCAGGACUCUUCUGAGUACUGGUUAAUGUUGGGAGACUUGUAUUGGGUUGAUCAGACAGGCAAAUCAUUAGUGGCUUAUCUAAAGGCAACCAAAGCGAACCCGAAUUUGUUUAUUUGUUACGAACGUCUUGGACGUUUCUAUGAAAAAGCUGGAGAUUUAGACAAGGCAAGGCGUUGUUAUGAAAAAUCCGUUAAAAUUAACCGUUCAAAAAGCAGUUGUAUUGAGUUGAGCAAGAUUUAUCGAAAACUGCAGAAAUGGGAUGAAAAUUUAUCAUUAUUACUUUCUUUAACAUCCGGUAAUAUUUCUAUCGAUAAUACAUGGGCAUUUUUCCAACUUGGAAUUCAUUAUUUUGAACGUGAAGAUUUUACAAAAUCAUUAAACGCGCUGCGUUUGGUGAUUCGAUUGGAACCUGACAAUGUUUGUUGCUGGGAGUGCAUUGGUGAUUGCUACUUUUCUGGUGGAGCGUAUACGUCCGCUUUGAAGUGUUAUCAAAAAGUGAAAACAAUCAAUGAACAUGCAUUGUAUCCGAUGUUACAAACGGCCAACAUUCGAAAAUUGUUAGGCGAGUUUGUUGACGCUCAGAAAGAGUUUGAAUCCAUUUUAGAUAUUGAUGGAAAUUACAUACCCGCGUUGAAAGGUAUCGCGGAAACUGUUUAUUUGAUUGCCAAACAACAUUUUUCUCGACAGUUGUAUGGUUUGGCACGAGACGCAUUGCAAACUUCUUUAAAUUAUAUUUCAAGAGCCCUUCGUUUAAGAGCUUCUUUAUCAUGUUGUUGGAAGAUUGCAGCGGACUGUUGUUAUGCUGCUUCAUUACUACCGUUUAAAAAUGCAUUCCUCUCUGUGUCCGCGAUAAUAAACGAUUUAAACGACGAUGAUAGUUGUCCAAUUUCGGAUGAACUACUCAAAUAUGCUAUUCAAUUGUAUUGCAAAACUUUAAGUUUAAACCAGAGCAACGUUUACAUCUACCAUGACUUGGCAUGUUGUUAUUUGCAAUACGCUAAGCUGGUUAGAGACAAAAAUGAAAAAGAAGACUUUUUAAAACAUGCAUUGACAAUGAUACAAUACUGUAUCAACAAUAAUGCGAUGAAUGCCAAACAUUGGAAUGUGCUGGGAUGUAUUUUCUUUCAAAUGCAACCUAAAAAGAUAGAACUCUCGCAACAUGCAUUUAUUAAAUCGUUAACACUAGACAGAAACAACGUAACAAGUUGGACGAAUUUAGGAACUUUAUACUUGUACCUAAAUGAACUCAAACUUGCUAAUGCAGUCUUUUCAUCAGCACAGAAAAGUAAUCCGAAUUAUGUAAAUUGUUGGAUUGGUCAGGCUUUGAUAGCUGAGGCAUCCAAGAUGGUGGAAGCAAUGGAUUUGUUCAGACAUUCGAUGGAAUUGUCGUAUCAUCCCGAGGGUACAAUAGGUUACGCGCAUUGGGUGUGCAAAACUUUGAUGACGAAGCGCAGAGAUCAAAUUAUCUACGAGAUUGAUAACAUGCAUGCGAUUCCUGUGGCUUGUGAUGGUCUUCGGUGGUAUGUUGAAAAUUAUCCGCACGACGCUUGUGGAUGGAAUAUGUAUGGUUUUCUAUGUGAACGGCUUGGUUUAAUCCAAAGUGCAAAGGAAGCAUUUUCAAAGGCAGCGAAGUAUUCCAACAAACCUGAAGCACUAACAAAUUUAGCUCGCACUUUAUAUAUUUUUGAGGAAUAUGAUGAAGCUAUUGAGUGCUAUGAAAAAGUUGAUGAAAGAAAUGUUAAUAGUGAGAUAGGCUACGCGUUGACAUUAUUUAAAGCUGAACGUUAUGAAGAAGCUUAUCAAGCCUAUGAAAAUGUAUUAAAAAGCGAACAACUAGAGAGUAAACCAAUUCAACCUGAUUUAUUAGUUGCGCUAGCAUCAAUGAAUUAUAUGUUUGGUGGACCUGAACCAACAAAAGAUUUGUUAUUCCAAAGCAUCGGAUUGGAAACGAGGUCGCCGUGGAGUUUGUACGCUGUAUUGUCGCUUGGUUUACUACACGAUGAUUUAAACCUCGCAACUCUUACUUUGGAAGAAGUUAAAAACCUACCACACACCGAAGAAAACUUCGAGCACUACGCAAACUUACUGGUGUACACAUAUUUAAUUCAGGGAAAAUACCGGACAGCCGUGUCACAAUUAAGUGGCUUGAUACACCGAUAUCCAAACAGUUCGUCACUGUGGCUGGCGUUAUCCGCACUGUUGUAUCGCACACGUGAUGCAAAACCGAUGAACAAUGUGAUUGUUAAAUGCGCACAGGCGUCUUUAAAAUUAAAAGGAAACAAUCCGAAUUUAUCAAUGGUAUUGCCGAUGGUCACGGCCACUUCUAUUUUGUCUGGUGAUUUGCGUAACGCUGUAAAGACCGCCCAGCGACAAGUGCAUUACUAUCCUAAUGAUAAAAAUGCUUACCAAAUACUACGCGUGGCUGUAAAUGCCUUAUAAAACGUCAGGCCAGCAGUGUGGGGAACAUAAAGAUUGUUGUGGCGGUUGUUGUCUAAAUAAUAUUUGUACUGAUGGUAAGUACAUAGAACUCUUACAAUACUAAAAAUUAAACGGUUUCAUUUAACUUUUUACUUAGCUACUUUAAACUGUUGGAUCUACGAUCAUUUGUGUUUGUUACAUCCAUGCAUUGGCGAGAUGGAGUGUAAAGUCUUUCAAGCUUGGGAUGGCAGUGAACCUCAAGUCUAUUGUGAAUAAAAUAAGUACUAUUUAUAUUUAACAACUCUUUUCACUCCAAGUACUUUAAGUUAAGCACUCGUUUGGUAGAUUAUAUGUCUAAAAAUAAAGAAAUAAUUUUAUGAAAAAUUACAACACAUUAAUAAAA